Phragmites australis (common reed) is the source of this 2076-nucleotide messenger RNA. RefSeq names its product heparanase-like protein 1. The transcript has 10 exons. The coding region runs from base 335 to 1951 and encodes 538 amino acids. Gene Ontology annotation, cellular component: membrane; plant-type cell wall. NCBI's taxonomy places the organism in Eukaryota, Viridiplantae, Streptophyta, Magnoliopsida, Poales, Poaceae. The record is from RefSeq and is a predicted model, not a curated record. Gene Ontology annotation, molecular function: beta-glucuronidase activity.
UUUAAUUUAUUUGGAGCGACACAUCUUUCUACUCCACGGGAGUAGCUUGGAAGGGAGAUUGGAGGAGUACAAAGAGAAGGAAGCGGCAACCACCACCCUAUUCUUCCUCGAGAAUCUCUCUAUCUGAGAGCUCAAUCUUAAAAAUCCUCCCGGUCAUUUUCUCUGGGCUCGAUUCGGGGGUGGCUGGAGCUGAGGGCUGCAGAGAUUUCGGCGAAAGACUCGAGCUUUUCUUCAUUUGCGGCUGCAUUGGGAGAAGAGAAGGUCGAACAUUCCUGGGGGUAGCUCAGCCGACUUGCGGGCGGUCUUGGGUUGGGCGCGGCGUCGAGGUGAAAGCAUGAGGUUGUGGUUCCUCCUUCCUCUUCUCUGUCUGCCUACACUGAUUCGAUCAGAGGAUUAUGGCGAUGUAACUGUUAUUGUUCGAGGCUCUGAGACGAUCGCUUCAACCAGCGAUGAGUUUGUUUGUGCCACCAUUGAUUGGUGGCCUCCAGAGAAGUGUAACUACGACCAAUGCCCAUGGGGAAGGGCAUCUGUCUUAAAUUUGGACUUGACUAAUCCCUUGUUGGCUAAAGCUAUCCAAGCCUUUAGCCCACUGCGAGUAAGAGUCGGAGGCUCCUUACAAGAUCAAGUGUUAUAUGGCACACCAAAUUUAGGAUCUCCAUGCAGCCCAUUUACAAAGAUUUCAGGUGGCCUAUUUGGAUUUUCUCAAGGAUGCAUAACCAUGGAAAGAUGGGAUGCUAUUAACGAUCUGUUCCUGAACACUGGUGCAGUUGUCACGUUUGGUCUUAAUGCUCUUCAAGGGCGACAGCAGAUACGCAGAGGAGUCUGGGGAGGUGCUUGGGAUUCUAGCAAUGCUCGAGAGUUCAUGGAAUACACAGUUUCAAUGAACUAUCCUAUAGAUUCUUGGGAAUUUGGUAAUGAAUUGAGUGGAAGUGGAAUUGGUGCAAGUGUGGGAGCUGAACAAUAUGGAAAGGACAUAGUUGAACUCCAAACCAUCAUCAACCAGUUAUAUGGAAAUUCCACGAAACCGCUAGUGGUAGCCCCGGGAGGAUUCUUUGACCAAAAAUGGUUUGCUCAACUUCUUGAGGUCUCUGGGCCAAAUGUUCUCAAUGCAAUGACUCAUCAUAUUUACAAUCUUGGUGCUGGUAAUGAUCCACAAGUUCCAAAUAGAAUUUUGGACCCACAAUAUUUGAGCCGGGCUUCCGAUACAUUCAGAGAUCUCCAACUCACAAUACAACGCCAUGGACCAUGGUCUGCUCCAUGGGUUGGGGAAGCUGGUGGUGCAUAUAACAGUGGCAGCCGUCUCGUCUCCAAUACUUUCCUGAAUAGCUUCUGGUAUCUCGAUCAACUUGGCCAGUCAGCAAAGUAUGACACCAAGGUUUACUGCAGACAGACUUUGAUUGGAGGCAACUAUGGGCUUCUUGACACCGACACCUUCGUGCCGAACCCUGAUUACUACAGCGCCUUGCUGUGGCAUCGGAUCAUGGGGAAGGGCGUCCUUUCCAUAGACAUCAGUGGUUCUUCGUACUUGCGUGCCUAUGCGCAUUGUGGAAAGCAAAAGGGCGGUGUCGCUCUCCUCUUGCUCAACCUGCACCGAAACAUGGGAUUCAUGGUUUCAGUCAGGAAUGACCUCAAUGUAGACCUCGUAGGGGGGCAAGGGAUCAGAAGGGACAAUGCCUUUGUCCAUGGCCUGAAAAGGACGGUCUCCUGGGUCGGGAGCAAAGCUUCAGAUGGGCUGGCAAAGAGGGAAGAGUACCAUCUGACAGCGAAAGAUGGGAACGUUUUCACCCGGACCAUGCUGCUGAAUGGAGAUCCUCUUGAGCUCACUGAAGAUGGUUCCAUCCCUCCAUUGUAUCCGAUGCAAGUUUCGGUUAACUCACCAAUCUAUGUUGCUCCUCUCUCCAUUGCGUUUGUCGUCUUCCCGGAUUUCGAGGCUGAAGCUUGCGGCCAAUGAUCAACUGUAGAUAGAAUAUCACGAGGUUUUCUGCUAUGAUAUAGCUGUUCUUAAGAAUACGUACACUGUAAAGAUUUAUAUUUUAGUUUUCUGAUUUGUGCCCCAAUUGGGCCAUCUAUUCUUCA